This is a messenger RNA of Rhodotorula toruloides NP11, 486 nucleotides long. RefSeq lists its product as uncharacterized. The transcript is spliced from 4 exons. NCBI's taxonomy places the organism in Eukaryota, Fungi, Basidiomycota, Microbotryomycetes, Sporidiobolales, Sporidiobolaceae. The record is from RefSeq and is a predicted model, not a curated record. The coding region runs from base 1 to 486 and encodes 161 amino acids.
AUGGCGUCCAACUCACAGAUUGUGGCGGCGUUUAGCCAAGUCCCUCUGCUCGUCAAGAAACACGGAGCGUCCUACUUCGACCAUCUGCUAGAGUGGAGGAGAAUGACGGAACUGUAUCUACUCGAGCAAUGCGCACACCUCGUGCAGAUUGGGUACAAGUGCGGGCUUCACUUCGAACUGCUCAGGACGACGCUCGGCGAGUGCGGGAACCUCGUCAGGAAUCGAGAGAUUACUGAGGCGCACCAGCUUCCAACUCAAGAGCAGCUCUGGGAUGUGCUCAAGAAUAACCGGGCCUACGUGUACAGCCCGAACCGCAAAGCCUGGUACCCCGAGUCUCCUCAUGCAGCCGAGUACGCUGUUCCUGGGAACCUGUUCGCGAACAUCACCGGCCAACACUCGCUCCUCAAGCCCGAGAUAGGUCGUCGGGUUGCGGGUAUGUAUGGGACGACGAAGGGGAGAUGGGAGAGGGAUGCGAGGGCUUUCUAA